Messenger RNA from Naegleria lovaniensis, 1653 nucleotides. RefSeq lists its product as uncharacterized. NCBI's taxonomy places the organism in Eukaryota, Heterolobosea, Eutetramitea, Acrasida, Naegleriidae. The record is from RefSeq and is a predicted model, not a curated record. The coding region runs from base 1 to 1653 and encodes 550 amino acids. The transcript has a single exon.
AUGCACAAAUUCAAUAACAAGAAAUUUUCAAGUUUCGGAAUGAGGAUGUUUUGUGAUUUGCAGCAUCAUCAUCAAAAUUAUUUGAUAAAUUUGCAAACAAGAACAACCACAGUAUUCCAUCCACAACAUCAUUUACACAAUUAUUUAUCAACAUGUUUCAAUCAUUCAAGAAACUUUUCCCUCUCGCUCCACUCAUUCCGAAAGAAGAGUUUAACUGAACGCAAUGAAACCACAGUCAUUAAAAUCAAAUAUGAUCCUAGGAAAGAACCAACUCCCAAAAAGCAUCAAAUUGAACAUAAAUUUCAUCAAGAACAUUCCGAACAAACACAACAUUCCAUUCAACAAUUCAAUCAAAUCAUUUCUCAAGUCGAUGUAAACAAGACGACCAAACAACUCUUACAACAACUCAUUGAGAAACGGUUUGCUCCAUUCAAAAAGGCAAAAGAAGAACUCUCCGAAGAAGAACACUUCUUCUUUUCCAAUUUGAUGGACUCGGAAUAUAUGAAGAAGGCUCAAUCCUUGUUAGAGAGACUUGGUAUUGAACAAACACCUUUGGAUCAAUUUGUAAAGGCAAUGACUCAUAUUAGUUUUAUUCCUCCAUCCAUCUAUUCAUCUACCUCAUCCUUCGAGUCUACAAAUUCUCAAAAUAUUAAUAAUUCUCAGAGCAGUAGCAGUAGUACUCUUCAGGAUCCAUCAAGUGUUCUUUCUCAAUGUAAUGACGAAUAUCAACCGAUGGGUGGGCAACUCUUCACGACCUUGUGCAACAAAUUCAUGUAUCUCUUUUUAAAGUACAGAGAACAACGACAGAAUACCUCGGAGAAGAAUUUGAGAUGGUUUUUAGAGGAUGCUUUGAAUAUUGAGAAGAGAGGUUCCGAGUUUGAAAUUCAAUUUAAUUAUUUCAAUCGAUUGAGGAAUGAUAUUUUGCAACAUAUUGCUAAAGAGAUUGGAUUGAGUGAAUUUGUAUUGUUUGACACUUCAAGAUUAUUGGCCGAAGCUCCAAUGAAUAUGUUGAAAAACUCUACGACGACAACUGUGAAUGAAGAGGGUUCUGUUUCUGCUUCUAUCCCAAACUCUGAAACAACAACAGCUCAAAACAAUGACUCGAGUAGUACCACUAAUUCAAGCGCUAAUAUGGAGCCAUUGAUGAAACAAGAACCAUUUAUUCCCAUUGAAAAGCAAUUGGAAACGAUUGCAAAUGCCAACGCUGUGAGGGCUGUGCUGUAUCUUGUCGAGUCACAGUACGAUUUUAAUAAGGUCUCUCAACUCUUUGAAAAUAUCAUGAUUCCUAAAAUUGCUCAAUAUAUUCAAGCAGAAACCACAGUAUUGAGAGAGGAUGUUCAUUAUCCUCAGUUAUUACAUCACUUGUUACAGCAACAACCUGAAAUGAAAGACAAAUUCUACAUUGAAUAUCGAUUUUUAACACAAUAUUUUGAUGAAGAUGGUAAAAAGAAGGUCAAAGUUGGACUUUUCAUCAACGAUAAGGAAUGGGAGCAAGAAUUGGCUCCAAACUUUACAGAGGCCAAGUUUCUCCUUGCAAAAACAUUUUAUGAAAAUUUACGAAAGAAUCCAGUGCUCAUGAGAAAGGUACAAGAGCAAUUGGCCAAUGUGGAUUAUAUUUAUUCAUUGCACAAGUUGACAGGUGAGAGAAAGUAG